AAGACAAGUCUGAGGAAUUCUUUGGACUAAAGCUGCGCUGAGCUACUUGUGGUCUUUAGCUGAGCCUGGCUUGGGUUUCUCGUGGUAGCGUGAGUCAUUUUGGUUAGAUGAUUUUUACGGUUUGGGAGGGAGCUUUCAUGCAUACCAGGCUUAGACACUGAUGGUUGAGGAGGGGAAAAAAAAAAAAAACUUGUGUUGCAAAAAGAAUGUAGGCUAGAGUUGGCAAAUGCUGUUUAAAAUUCAGCUCUUUGCAACUUCUUUGCCUGAAAUCAUGUUGUGUAUGCAUGCAAAUCGCUUCAGCUACGGCCGGCUGCCUCCCCUCUUCCACCUACACACCACAUCACAUCCCAACAGCUGAAGUGGCCGGCGUCAGAGUGUUUCUGGUGUUUCUGGUAGUGGGGAGCUUAAACUGGAGCUGUCCGAAAUGAAGGAGAUAUUUGGGGGCAAGACGAGGAUUUGCUCCCUUGCUUUCAUCUAUCUCUUAGGGAAGAAUGUGGUAGCUGUCUGUGCAUGCUCUCUCUGUGUGGAUUUUUCUGGAAAAAUGCAGUAAUAUUCUGCAAUCCUUCCCCAGCAGGAACAAGAAACAUGCACUGCCUGGGGAAUUAGCGGAUACUCAUAAAAGCCUGACUUCCCUACUCUUCCACUCAGUGGAUGACGUGCAGCAGAGAACAAUAACCAGCCCAAAGCAGCUAAAAGUCAAAUAUGCUUAGCUAAUCCCAGCUAUUUUAAUUAUCUUGGAGGGAAACAGAAAAGUAACUGUCUGCUUAGCUGGCAACUGGGGUUUGCCAGAUUGCCAUCAGCCAUGGGUCUGCUUUUUGAAACUGGAAGAGUUUCAGUUUUAACAGUGACAGGGAAGGAGAACGUUCAGCUAUGGCGUUGGUUCAGUGUUCUGCACCACUAAAAUAAAAUGUCAACUUUAAGACUUUGUAAAGUCUUAGAAGGUGGGGGAGGCUGUCUCCUGGAACUCUUUUGCAUCAGCUGAAGUUCUUGGUUUGACCCAAAGAGCAUCACCUUUGGCUCUUUCUUCCCUGAAUUUUAUUUCUGGCUAAUGCCCUACACUCUGCUGUUGGGUCAGAUUUUUUUUAUUAUUAUUGUUUUUUGUUUUUUUACCUUGCUGACCUUGCUAAGAAGUUCUAACUUCAGUAACUUUCUAGGAGAAGAGAUUCUGCCUCAAUCUGCCCUUUUCCUUCAGGUUUCUAGGUUUAGCUCUUUAAUACUUCAAGUUUAAUUUCUGUUUAGCAUUGCUUACAGCCUUUUUCUUAACUGAUACAGAAAGCCAAACCUUAGGUAUACGGCUGAUCUUCAAUAGUCAUUCCUGUGAAAGGAAUAAAUGUAUUUCCUUUAUCUGAUGGAGUAGAAUAUAUGCAUUAUCCUGGUGUAAAACUUGCUGUAUUUCACCUUAACUUCCUGUGUGCAAAAUCCACCCUUCCAAAAAGCUUCUAGAGCCCUGUUCCCAGCUCCUGCUAUACCCAGUGAACUGCGAUUCUCCUCCUGCUGCUGCCCUGCUGGUAAGUGCCUCCUUUGUGCUGUGGCCAGAGAGAAAGUGCCAACAACCGAAGGAAUGCUUGGUGUUGGGGUCCUGCGUGGGCCAAAUGCGAGGCAGAUCAAACACCCAGCCUUUCCUACACUGGGGGCUGAUGUUUUUCUCUAGGAGACCCCAUUUCAUCGCAUGGCCAUGGCACGUGGACCUUGAAGCAUCGUGUGCAGGAGCUGGGCUCUGGUAGCUGCUGGAUGCUUGUCUAAAACCGGUGCCCUUAAAAUGACAGAAUUUUGUAAGAUAGCUGUGAAACUCUGCAGGAAAAAAAAGUCACCAGUUAAAUCUUCUGCAUCUUGCUUCGGAAGGUUCAUUUAUAAGCUAAAUGGUGACUUCUAAACCGAGAAGCUCUAAAAAUGCGAGAUGAGAAACCAUUAAUGCAAGAUCAUCAGUAAAGAUAAAAAAUUUGUUGCCUGUGCUUCUCCUUCCAGCGUGUUUCAGCUAUGCUUUGCUGAGCCCGAACUGCAACCCCAUUUUUUUCCCCUGUCUGACUGGUAAUUCCUCAGGAAGGAUGUCUCCGUGUCCUUGGCACUCGGGAGAGCUGCUCCCUCUGCAUGCUUGCUGUAUCGAGACUCAACUGAAGGGGAAAGGAGCAUUCAAAGUGUAGAUUUCUUCUUGGCCUCUGCACAUGGCAUCCUCCACCUCUGUAAUUUCAGCCACAGGUGAGUUUUUGCGGCACAGCAGUGACACUGGGGGCUGUUUGCCCAUUAUUAUCAUCAGUUUGCUCUGUUUCGAUGCAGCUCGGAGCUGCAGCUCGCACCGGUGCUGUAAAUCCCUUCCAGCUGGCUCCUCGGACUAUCCAAGUUCUCUCUUUUCCUUGCCACUGCCCGCUGAGCCCAGCUGAUUUCCUCUUGUAGGCCACCUCAGCCCCUAAGUCUCCCAGGAAAAAUUCACAUUUCCCUUAUUUCUUGCCAUUUUCCAACUGCAGAGCUGAUUUCGUAGGUGACUGGAGGUGAGUAAACGUGUUCUCCUCCUCCUCUCCCCAUCCCCUCAUGAAAUAUUUGGGAAGGCCAUGCAGCAUGGCCUUACACCGAGCUCUUUUUUAAUUAUUAUCAUUCAAGAAGGGCUUUUUUUAACAAAACUUGAGACGGAGCACUUGGCAUUGAGCAGGCUUUGGUGUGGGCUCUGUGUGCGCCUGGCUGGUCAGAAAUAGAAAUUACAUUUUUAUGUCCCCUGUGUCUGUGGCCAAAUUUCCCAAAGGCUUUGAGUCGCCGAAGGAUCCGCUGUGAGCGGUGGUGCUACAAAACGGGGCUAAUUGAUGAAAUCCGUUUUGAUGGGUGUUUUCGGAGCCCUGGAAGCAGCUGAUGGAUCCCUUCUUGGAGACCUCCAAGAAGGGGCCGGGUCGGAGGCACCAUAAAGAGGCCUUUUUUUAGAAAACACUGACUAACUCCAGUCCCUCGGCUGGAUUUAUGCGAGGCACGUGGUGUCCAGAUAUGCCUCAUUUCUCUUCUGCUCGCUCAGGAAAUGGUGAACCUGGCCGAUGCCUGCAGCAGCGGUCUCAGCUCCUGCUGGAGGGGACUUUUGGGGAGAGAUUUGGCCACGUGCAUGUAGUGCUGGGCGUGUGGAGCUCAAGGGCAUCACUUUUUGGGGUUUGUCUGCUGCAAUUAGGGACUCGGCCAAGCUCCAAAGCCCCAAAGAGAGAUCUGCUCCAAUUUGGGUACAUAUGCAGACAAAUGUUUUGCUCUGCUGGGAGCUGAGCAAAGAGUUAACUCCUCUCUCUCCUUCCUUAUUCACAGCAGCUGGCUUUCCUUCAAGAUUUUGGGGUCAUCCAGGAGAAAACAAGUGCCAGAAAGGCUGGGGAUGUCCCCAGCAGGGGCAGUGGCCUCACUGGGGGGCUCAGUUCCUUUAUUUUCAGGACCAGCCCCACUGCUGCAGCCCUGUCCGAGUCAGCCGGGGCGAGCGGUGCUGCAGGGGCAGCUCGUGCACGACCUCCUGUAUCAUCAAAACCUGUGCCCGUUUGGAUUUUUUCCAGCCUCCCCGUGCUCCUUUCUCCUGUUUUCGCUGCUCGUUGCGCUUGGCCAAGAAGAGCAAGCCGGGGCUGGCAGCGAGGGAGCUCGCGAAGGCAGCAGACGGCUGGUGGCAGCAAAGCCGUGCGGGCGCAGGCGAUGCUCGGCAGGGAGAGCAAAAAAACACAAAAGUUUUGUCUUUAGGGCAGCAAACGUCAGGGUUUUUUCCCCUCUGUUGCUGCAACGCCUGAAGGCGGAGCAGCCCCAGGUCCAGAGGUGGGUGCGGGUGCUGCCAGGAGUGCCAAAACCACCUGCCCCUAAAGAAGAAUUUGGGAACGUAGCCUUGCUGCUUAAAUCCUUAAUUUCCAGGUUUUGGGAGAAGAUCUGCUCCGUGUUGUGUUUUGCUUGGAUUAAAUACACUGCUGGUCCCUUGGCUUCGAUACCCAGGUGCAGGGCCGGGAGGAGGCACCAGCACGUUGUGGAAGCUCUGGGGGCUGCGUGCCCACCCGUGGCGGCGCUGCCAGCUCCCCUCUCCGGCACCCGGGUACCUGCAGGAGCUCCUUGCUCUCCCCUUUCAUCUCCUCGCCACAGACAUUGCCAGACCACAGAGAGCCCCAGGGCGGAGGAGAAGAGCCAGCAGGGCACAGGGAGAGAGCAGAAACUUUCCCCAGCACUGCUUGUGCAACAAGGAAUUGCCCCUGGGACAGUCGUGCCUCUUGCCCCCUGCCUCGCUCGAGCCCUCCUGCAGGCAGCCUGCUCCCCCUGGGAUGGAUUUGAGAAAAAAAGCAUCAAACCAUGGAGGUAAAGAGAGAAACAGGGGCACAGCUCCUUGGGAAACACGUGCCUGUAACACAUGCUGGCUGGAGAAGCUCUGAGGUUGCUCCUUUGGCAGGGAAGCAGCCUGAGGACAGAGGGGACCGAUGUCCGGGACACCCAAGGGGGCUCAGCCGUGGCCGUGGAGCUGCCCGGGGACAGCUGGAAAGAGGCAGCUCAGCUUUCAUCUCCAUCCCGUGCCCGGUUUAGUCACAAAGGACACUGGUGACCUUUCUGGGCCAUAAAUCCCUCCAGGGGUUGGGGUUGGAGGCUGCAGAUUUGGGCGCUGAGGUUGGGUGACGCGCUCCAACGAGCAUCCCCGCGGCAGAAAAGGUGCUCGGGCACCGUGCGCAUGGGAUGGAGCCGCCAAGUGGGCUCUGCCGGAGAAAUUUGGCUGCUCUCAUCCCGAGCUUUGUGCUGUUAUUCUGGGAGAGAGGAACGGGAACGGCACCAGGCUCGUCCUGACAAUGGGGGAGUGAUGGAGGAGGCUUCACCGAGGCUCCAGCACGGGAUCUGUAUUCAGAGCAGCUCCUCCAGCCUCUCCUCCUUGCUGCUCUGUCUCUUUUAAUCAUUUAAUUGCACUGGAUUUUCUGGAAGGAGGAAGAGUCCCCGUAUUCAGGCUCUCAGGUUGAAAUAGGGUUGAAGAUUUAAUCUUCUCCCCUUUAUUUAUUUAUUUGAACACCAAGGGCCUGCGGCUCCCAGCAGGAGAAGCUGCUAAAAGGAGAAGGCCCCGGGAUCUCCAGGCAGCAUCUCGGGGGAUUAAUUCGGCUGUGAGUGAGACAGUUUCACUCUCAGAUCUCGCUCUUCCUUUAGGAUACUUGGUCCAAACUCUUAGCCACGAGCUGCAGGUCAGCCAGGGGAAGGGCAUUAAAAUUUGGGAGCUGGGCCAGCAUCCCCCCACCUGCGUUCACAAACCACAGCGACCUGGGGCAGCUCCGAGGGUGGCCGAGGCGCACCGAGACGGGACGGUGACGGCACCAUUGUCACCACCCUCUCAAAAAGGAGGCCUCCCCAUCACCUGCAGCCCCAUAAACGUCCCAGAGCAAGGGAUAUCAGAGCUGGGGCUUGAUUUCCCCCAAAUUCGACCCCUGUUGGUGCGCUCUGUGCAGGAGCGAGUGCCGUGGAAUCGUUGGCUCUGCCUUUGGCCAGCACAGUGCCUUUGUGUGUGGGCACGGGAUCAAAACCCAUUUAUCAAGGCAAGAUUACGCCUGCUUGGCUCUGAAAUACAGAAAAUCCCUCCUGGCCUGCGAGCCCGGCCGUGCUGGCAGCCUUCGGCCCCCCGCUGCUCCCGGCAAGCUGGGAGGAUUUUACCCGGUGGGUGGUGUCAGCCAGGGCAUCGACCUGCCCUGAUUUCUUGGGCUUUUUUUCUAAACAUUUGGCACAAACGCAGCUCCUGCUGAAGCUCUCGUGUGUCUUUUGUGUAUUUGGACCAGAUGAGCAUCGUCGGGGCAGCUCCUGUGGCUGGUGAAGGCUGGCUGGGGACCAGGCUGCCCAAAAUGCUUCCCAGCCCCUCCGGGAGCGUGUCCCUGCCUGGAGAGCCAUCAAAAGCAGACCUUGCUGGUAGGAAAUGUGACUUUGCUGCUGUGACAAGCUCAUGUGGGCAUUUUCCUCCAGGUGAUGCCAUGGGGAGGAAAUGUCUGAGCCCGUCAGAGCUGGGGUCGGUGUCACGGGAGACAACGGGCGCUGAUUUAGGAUGGAGACAGCUGUGUCCAUCCCAAACCAGCACAUCCCAGCCUCAUUCCCGAAUUUUCGCCUUCCUUGGAGCUCUGUCACCAACAGAGCAGGCUUUUCGUUAAGGCUAACCGUGCCCUGAGUCAGGGAGCAGCCUCUCAGGCAACGAGGGAUGCAGCAAGCAGCGGUGGGACCCCAAAUUCCCAUCCUGGCCCUCGCUGAGGUCCGUGGAGCCAGGACCCCUGGGCUGCAGGAGCUGCGUUCACUCUGUCGCCUCCUCCGAAGCUCCCCAGGACUCCAAACCUGGAUGCAAUUUAAGGCAGCCUUGGACCAGGUUUUGCUGCCGGCCCCAAGGAUUUAAGGGAUUGUUUGUGUAAAAUGGGGUGCCGAGGGUGUGCAGGGGGGGAGGCGUUGCCUCGCAGCGUCAGCCCUGCUGCAGCCAGCCCACCCGCUGCAGCUUUUACCCACAAAUUAUCGGGAUUUCGGGCCAUUUUCAGAGUCUGAGCUAAAUAUCUGGAGGGGACGGCUCCCAGCCCUGGGGAACUGCCUUGGAAAGGGCGGAUAAAUGGGGAGGGAGAGGACGGGGGCACGCGUCCCACGCAGCGGGGAACAAAGCGCUCCUCUGUUCCCCCCAGGACAGCUGUGCCGUGGUGGCAGCUCCCGGCUCAGCCCAGGGUGGGCACGAGGGGACACCCUGCUGCUGGGGCUCUGCUGGGGCAUCUGCCACCACCUCCUGCUCCCCUCUCCCAUCCUCUGCCCCUUGCUCUCUGUUCUCCUGCCCAAUUUGGGCUAAAAGAGAGCCCAAAGUUCCCCUGCGACCACCCUCUGAAACCCUCGGAGCGCUUCCCUCUGCGCAGCACCCGGUGCACAGUCCCUGCUCGAAAAAAAAGAGGUGGAAAAAGAGGUGGCACCGCCACGCCGGGUGGCGAGGAGGAGGCUGGAGGUGGCAGCAUCUGGGGGCGAUGGCCCAGUGCGCCGCGACGUCAGCCCAAAAGUAAUGCAGCUGGUGCGGCCCUGCCCUGAGCCCUGGCCUCUGCUCCUCCCCUCUGGCAAAAUCAGAGAAAAAUCCUCUUCUUCCAGAAGAGGAAAAAAUAAAAGACAAAAAAAAAGAAAAAAAAAGGCAAAGCAAACACCUCGGCCUUUGUUUGGGGAGACAACGGCCGCAGCCCGCUCAGAUGGAAUUUAUUUUGCGCUCGGUAAUUCAAUCCAUUCGGGCUCAGGAUGUGGCCGGGAGGGUUGAGCCAAAAAAUGCGAGUUUAAAGCAACUAAAUUUUAUGCUGUGUACACAGCUAAGUUUGGGUUUGGCCGAGACGAGCAGUUUCCAUGGUUUUUGGGAUUCCUGUUGUAGCAACGAGCUCCUCGUGCAGCCGAGGGGCCGGAGGCGCGCGGCCCUCUGGCCGGAGAGGGGCGCAGGGGGAGCCCGGCGGGGGGCACGGCUCGUUGUAGGGUCAUCCAGGGGUUUAUAGGGCUGGUGCAGCGUGGUGGCACGUGCUGUCCUUUUUGAGGCAUCCUUUUUGGUCCUGCAAGAGGCCGGUGCGUGCCUGGACACCCAACAUCCACCCCCUGAACCCAGCCCCACCGGGUGCCCGUGCCACCAGGGGGUCACCCACGAGGUGUGGGGACGCCUCCGUGGGAGGAGGGCUUGGAGCCAGCCCACAAAGUGUUAACACCUUAAUUAAAAGAAGGAGGAGGAGCCGGUCCCAUUAAGCUCGCCAUCUGUUUUAAUUACCCACUGAAGCUCGGGGAGAGCUUUGUGCCAUAAUUGCGUAAUUAAAACAAACCGUCGGGAUGGCACGGAGGUGAGUGGGGAGAGGGAAGCAGCCCUUGCUCCUCUCUCUGGGAGCAGUGAGGAUGCUCGUUUUGGGGCCGAGCUGAGCAUCUCGCAGCCCCGCUGCCUUCUGAUGGCUCCCCGAGGCCGUGCCUGCAGUGGGGCUUUUUGGGCAUCGCCAGCAAACUCUGCAAAUCCUGCGUUUCCAGCCCAAAAUCACCACCCGGGUGCGCCUCUCCCCGUUGUAGCUGUGUGGGUGCAGCCCCUCUGGGUUUAGGCAGCAGCACCGGGGGUGUGGGCACCCCAAAUCCAGGCUGUGGGGUCAGUCAUGGGGAGCUCCUCUAGAGCCUGGCCGGGUGCUAUUGGGGAUGGAGCAGGCACAUUUGCACGGCACAGGUUAAAAAUCAGAGCGUUAGCCCUUAAAAAAGCCUCUGAAACUUCCUGGGAAUCGGAGUGGAACUUCUCUGCGAGUUUUUUUUUCAUGCCUGUGGUAGGGGAACGAUGUUCUCAUGUCUUCUUACACCCUUUUUCCCCCCGCACCGCUGCCCGCUCACAUCUCCCGCAGGCGUAAUCGCCGGAUUAGCACAUUUUGCCAUGAUCCGUGCUGAGGAAACACAGGUGAGGUCACCACGAGUCCAGAAAAAUAGGAAAAAACCCUUCUUGCCCGAAGCUCUCGAGGGGGAAGUUCUCCAGCAAGGAGGAGGUCCCAAAACCCAGUGGUUUUGGGGCAAAAUCUGACUCCUGCCGCCUGCCCACGCGGGUCGGGCUGUUGGCGAGCUCACGCUGGGUCGUAAUUAGGGAAUAACUGAGGCUGCCCAAAACCUCCUGGCACGGUAAAAGGAGCACAGCUGCUGUGCCCAGAGCCAGGGGAGCCCCAGGUUGGGGCGAUGGGCUCUUCUCUCCCCUGCAGCCUUCCCCCAAAUAAAAGCCUCCCAGCGCUGCUGUCCCUCAGCAAGUAACGCCGGAGGGAACAUGGGGCGAUCCUGCAGCCGCCCCCAAAUCCACCAAUUUUCCCCUUCCUGGGCUUCUUUGCCCCAUGAGACCCUCAGAAACCUUCCAGCCUGGGUGCAGGAGGCAAAUCUGUGUUUGGGGCAGGCCCGACGCUAUGGAAAACUGGGCGCUGGUUUCAUCGUUCCUACCUCCUCCUCGUCAGCAUGCAUUUAUAUAACAUAAAAUAAUGCAAUAAUUAAUUCAGCUAAGAGUCGGAGUGGCGUAACUGACCCGGCUGGAAAAAAUAAAUAAGAAAGAAAAAAAAAAAAGACAACUUUUUUCCUUUGAACACGCCAAAAUAGGGCUUUGUAGCUCGCCCAGAACUGAGCACCACCAAGCACCCAGCCCAGCCGCCCCGCGUGGACACAGGACGCUUUGUGCAGGACAGGUGAACACGCCCCAGAAUUCACAAAAAUGAGUAUAAUUCACAUUUAUUUUGCACUUAUUUCUCUUACAACGGCCUCCACAGCGAAGCAGAGGAGGCAAUAAGGCAGAAACGGGAAUAAAAAUAGAAAGGUGCUCUGAGGGCUGGGGAGGCGCUCGGGAUUUCAGCAGCUCUUGGAGAGUUUAUUAACGGGGAGAAGUUAUAGAUGUUGUAUAUAGAGAGAGGUGUUUUGUAGAUGGUUUUCUAUUAGUGUGGAUGAGCAAAAGGAUCUCAGAGGUCAUGAAAUGCCAAGGCAGAUACGGAUGUUUUUGGUGGAAGGGAAACUGGUAGGGUGCUGGCACGGCCCCUUCCUAACCGAGCGUGUUUUAGUGCGCUUCUCAAAAAAGAAAAAAAUAUAUACUUGAGGGACUAUUAUUUCAUGUCUUUUUAAUAAAAACACCGAGAAAUGCCUUGCCCAGACCCACCCAGAGCUGCUCCUGGGACCAGCGCAGGGCUGGUGCUGUUGGCAUCGGGUUUGCUCCCCCUUUUGUGCCGCGAUUCCUCGUGAGCGCAAAGUGCUGUUUGCUCGGCAGCAGCGAGCUCUGGGCACAAAACCCCCCAAAUGAGAUAUUUUGGCACCAAACCCUGCCCAUCCUCACAGUCCCACUGUGCUCAGCACGCUACGGCCACAGGGAUGGUUUUCCUGGGCUGGAAUUGGGACAAUUCAGGUCCUCUUCUCCAUGAGCCCUGGGCAGGACAACGCCGUGCCCCAGGGGAACCCCACGGCCAGCGCAGCCCCUUCCCAAAUCCAGGGGAGAGGUUCCCCAAACCCCUCCGUCUCCAUCCCACGGCACGGCCCACAUCUUGCAGCGCUUGCCACGUUGCACAUCUCCAUGGCAGAACAAGUGCCAAGGUCUCGCAGGGAAAGGAAAGGAAACCUUGAACCCAGACAGCAAAAAAAAAAUAAUAAAACCACCUCGGAAUGAUCUCCGCGAUCGCCUUUCCAUCAUCCUCUCCUACCAGCUGCAGCCCGAAGGAGCAAAGGAUGCAGCAAACCGUUUAAAAAGCCAUCUUUCAAGUGAACCACCCUUCCCCGACGCUGCGGAACAGCCUGUGCCGGGCUGAGCUGGAGGCCUGGAAGGGAAGCGCGGGGCUGGUGCUGUUCGGCCUGAUCCCGGCCGGCUGAGUCACGCUCUGAGUUCAUACCUGGCACCGGCCCCGCCGCGGGGAGCAGCUCCUCUGGGGAGAGCCGGAGCUGUCUGUGAGCCCGGGGAUGGGCAAGGAUGUGCAGGAUGGGGAGGGGAGAGGUGGAGGAAGGGGUGAGGGGUUGGGGGAGAGCCGUGCUCGGGGCUGGCACCGUUGUUUUUUGCACUGUUGCAGCGCCUCGGCUGUGCCAACCUCGGUGCCAAAUUGGGUAGCGCCUGGAUGGGGUGAGGAGACAAAAAGCUGGGGGUGAAAAAGGGAUGUGUGGGGUCUGGGAGGGAGGUCAGGGCCAUCAGGGAUUACCAAGGGGUGGGAAUCAGCCAGGAUGGGAAAAGGAGACCGAAUGCUUCGUGUCCUGUGCAGCCAGGAGGGUGAUGCUCCAAAAAACACCGCAGGGAUGCUGCGUGCCAGGGUCCCCCCGUCCCCUGCUCGCCCCUUCCAACCCCGUGCCACAAAAAACGGGUGGGGGAGGACGCAGGGAGUGUGCCCACCCAGCCCAGGGUGGAACAGGUCAGCGCUGGCGUGGGUGGCCAGCCUGUCCCCGGCACGGGGAACGCCUCCUGCCCCGCUGGCUGACUCCCAGGGCUGCAUUAGGAAGGCAAAACCGGGUUAAUUAGGGCCGCCGUCGAGUUGCCCAUCGAGCACGGUGCCGCUGGAACUCCAGGGAGGGUUGAUCAGCUCUCGCCGUGGAGCACGGCAGGGUCCAUUAGCCAAAUGUGACCCAAUAAGCAAAUAAAUCUCUGCAAAUCAGCUGCAGCUCCGACAAGUUCCUGCCUUUCCCCAUUGCCCUGCAACCGCUCAGGGCAGUGGGGUUGGGUAAUUCCUCCUGCCUCCGAUGCGAACCCGCCUGGCUGUGCGAGGAGCAAAGCUGCAGAAAGCCGUGGGAGGGAGGGGAAGAGCUCCGUGCCACGGAUCUGCUGCUCCAGGGUCAGGGCUGGCUCCUCAGCCCCCGAAAUCCCAGGGGAUGGGCACAGCAAGUCGGUGCGAGCCCCGGCUGUGCGUGGGGGGGGGACAUCAAUCACCCCCUAAAGUCACCUUGUGCCGGAGUCAUGUCUGCACUGUCCC
Messenger RNA from Anas platyrhynchos (mallard), 11354 nucleotides. The record is from RefSeq and is a predicted model, not a curated record. NCBI's taxonomy places the organism in Eukaryota, Metazoa, Chordata, Aves, Anseriformes, Anatidae.